AUGCAUAACCUCGGACGGAAUCCCAUAAUGUGGGUCCCUGUCGUGUUCCUACCGGCGCUGUUGUCUCUAACAGCCUAUCAAUCCUUAGCCAUGAACGCGACAACCUCAGACAACAUUCAUCAUCAUGUUCUCCAGGUUGCCAACUCAGCUUGUGAACGCAGCCUCUAUAAGGAUCUCUGCGUGUCAACCUUAGUGAAAAUCCCCGAUCUUCACGCCAAAUCUUUACCCGAAAUCAUCUCCGCCACCGUGAACGUCACCGUGUCGGAGAUUAUAACGGCCUCCGAUAACUGCAGCCGCCUCCGGCGGGCGGUUCCCGGCCUGCCAAUAAUGGAGAAUCGCGCUCUCCACGUCUGCCUGGAACUGUUCUCCGACGCGUUGGCGGAUCUCCGGACGGUCCUCGACGGUCUCGAGAAUUCUCCGGCGAAACGCUACGCCGACUUGCAGACGCUCCUCAGCACCGCCAUGACUAACCAGUACACCUGUCUCGACGGCUUUCCCGACAGCAAUAAGAACGUGCGCCCGUUAAUCAUCAAACGCAUCGAACAAAUCUCUCGCCACGUCAGCAACGCCCUGUCCAUGCUCACGAAGAUCAAGAAGGAAAAGGAUAACCUUUCUUCUUCUUCAAAUUUCCGGCGGGGAGACAGGGAAAUGAAAGAUGGGUUUCCCAAGUGGCUAUCGAGGAGAGACAGGGCGCUGCUAGAAGCUCCGACGGGUAAGAAGAAACGUAAAAUCAAGCCUGAUUUGAUUGUGGCCCAGGACGGUAGCGGCGACUAUAGUAGAAUCAAUGACGCCCUGUCAGCAGCUCCGGACGUAAGCGAUACCAGAUUUGUGAUAUACAUUAAGGCUGGUGCUUACUAUGAGUACGUAGAUGUUGGUAAGAAGAAGACCAUGAUAAUGUUCGUCGGAGAUGGCAUGGGAGAGACUCUCAUUAAAGGAAACCGGAACGCUCGUGAUGGAUGGCCUACUUUUCGUUCUGCUACCGUUGUGGUGGCCGGAUCUGGAUUCAUAGCAAAAGGCAUAACAUUCGAAAACUAUGCCGGACCGGAGAAGCACCAAGCUGUAGCAGUCAGGUCUGACUCCGACUACUCUGUCUUCUACGACUGCAGCUUUGUGGGCUACCAAGAUACCCUCUACGUUCAUUCCCGCCGCCAAUUUUUCCGGGAAUGUGACGUCUACGGCACGGUGGACUUCAUUUUUGGCAACGCCGCCGUCGUGUUCCAAAACUGCAAUUUGUACGCUCGCAGACCCAUGUACGGACAGAAGAAUGUGAUCACGGCCCAAUCAAGAAUGGAUCCUUUUCAAACCACUGGCAUUUCAAUCUUGCAUUGCAAAGUGGCGGCGGCGGCGGAUUUGAUUCCCGUGGAAUCCGCGUUCGGGAGUUUCCUCGGCCGUCCUUGGAGAAAAUAUUCUCGGACUGUUUACAUGUUGUCGAAAAUCGGGAGUUUAAUUGACCCUGCCGGAUGGAUGGAAUGGGAUGGGAACUUUGCUCUCAAAACUCUGUUCUACGGGGAGUACAAGAACAGAGGGCCCGGCGCCGAUACGUCGGAGAGAGUGACGUGGCCGGGAUAUACAGUCAUCAAAAGCGCCUCCGUGGCUAGACAAUUCACUGCUGAUAAUCUCAUCGACGGCGGUGAUUGGCUGCCCGACUCUAAAAUCCCAUAUUAUCUCGGUUUAACUGAUGAUGAUGAUGAUGACGACACUGAUGAUUAUGAUGACGACGACACUGAUGAUUAUGACGACGACGACGACACUGAUGAUUAUGACGACGACUAUUAUGGGUCUGAGAUUAUGUCCGUUUCGACUCGCCAACAUUACAUUAAAACUUAA
Messenger RNA from Ipomoea triloba (trilobed morning glory), 1827 nucleotides. RefSeq names its product pectinesterase-like. Lineage: Eukaryota; Viridiplantae; Streptophyta; Magnoliopsida; Solanales; Convolvulaceae. Gene Ontology annotation, biological process: cell wall modification. The transcript is spliced from 2 exons. Bases 1 to 1827 code for a protein of 608 amino acids. Gene Ontology annotation, molecular function: pectinesterase inhibitor activity; pectinesterase activity. The record is from RefSeq and is a predicted model, not a curated record.